Messenger RNA from Alligator sinensis (Chinese alligator), 3326 nucleotides. It is a transcript of the gene MEAK7, whose product is annotated as TBC/LysM-associated domain containing 1. The transcript has 8 exons. NCBI's taxonomy places the organism in Eukaryota, Metazoa, Chordata, Crocodylia, Alligatoridae. Gene Ontology annotation, biological process: TOR signaling. The record is from RefSeq and is a predicted model, not a curated record. Bases 92 to 1495 code for a protein of 467 amino acids.
UCGGCGUUGCGGCCCGCGGUGGGGAACCAGCGAGAGCGGCGGGUCCGCCGGGGUCGCGCGCGAGGGCGGACUCCAUCACCUUCCUGGAAAGAUGGGCAACGCAGAAAGCAGCUCCUAUCAGAAUCAUCUUUCCAGGUUUCUUCCUGAAGAACAGACGGAUAUUGAUAAAGUAUUUGAGACCUUAUCUGGGGUGGAUGGUCCAGCAGGAGUAAAGAAUGAAAAAACCACCAGAAAAUUUGUGACUCUGGCAAAGCUAAAGGCCUACACACAACAAGCAUUACCAGAGCAGAUGACCGUCAGAUUAUUCAAUGGAAUGAGAAGUGUCAACCUGCCUAGGAAGGCUGCUGGGCCAAGCGAACAGAUCGUUAAAGAGCAGUUCGUAAUGUUUAUGUCAUACCUUUUAAAAGGCCUGGCGGAUGAGAAGAGUGGCAUCAUAAUGGGAAUGAUCUCUGAGACGGCAGGGCCUGUGACGGGGAAACAGAUCCAAGAGUUCACAGAGCAUCUGGUCACUGCUACAGUCCAUGUACUGAACUACAGGAAGGAGCUGAAGGGCUGGGAUCUGGAAAAGACUCAAGAUAUUGCCAGCGGAGUAAAGACUUUGGCUUCUCAACUGCUGUCAGAACUGAGACCUGCAGGUGGAGAGAGUCUCGUGGGUGCUGAGCUACAAGAUGCCACGUGCGAUCAAAGUGUCAUUGAGGACUGGGUGUUUCGAGUGCCACAGAUCUCUACUUUCCUCAGCAUUGUUAUCAGGCUGGGGCUCCUUGUUCUUCAUUCAAUUCCAGACGAGGCCAAAGACCUAGUCAAUUUGGUUCCCAAAUGCAAAGGCGUCAAAGGAGAAGGAUUUGUUAGUCUCCUUGACAUGCCAUCCAUUAUUUAUAUCAACUCCCAUCUGCCAACGGAGCUGCAGCACAAAUGGAGGCUUCUGUUUUCUUCUAGGCUUCACGGAGAAAGUUUUUCACAGCUAUGUGGCCAUGUUGUAAAUAAGGGCCCCUGCCUACUGGUCGUAAAGGACACAGAUGGAUACAUCUUUGGCGGGUUUGCAUCACAUUCGUGGGAAGUUAAACCGCAGUUUCAAGGUGACAACAGAUGCUUCUUGUUUUCCAUUUUCCCGACUCUUGCCAUGUACUUGUACACUGGAUACAAUGACCACUACAUGUACCUGAAUCAUGGGCAGCAAACUAUGCCAAAUGGACUCGGCAUGGGUGGGCAGCACGAGUACUUUGGGCUCUGGAUAGACUGUGACUAUGGGAAGGGACACAGCAAAGCAAAAUCUAGAUGUACCACCUACAACAGUCCUCAGCUGUCAGCUAAGGAAGACUUUACACUAGAUGCCAUGGAAGUGUGGGCAGUGGGAGAGGUCCCAGAAACUGAAGAGAUAAAGGGUAAGAAGAGUGUCCUUGAUGCUGACCCUGAGACUCAGGCCUUGCUGGAAAUGACAGGGAAGAGUCGUCAGAGCGAAGGGUUGCGAACACCGGUGGAAGACGAUGAUAAUUGAAGUGAUCUUGUGACUCAGGAAAUUCUACCUGAUUCGGAGACCUAAAUUUUCUCAGACAGGAGAUUUUCUCCUCUGUUUCUACUUGCAUAAUUUCCUGAAAGUAGCAUGAAGUAUGAGCAUGUAAUAUGUAGGUUCUGGAAGAUGGCAUGACUGUAGGUUAUUUGUGUGGGGAGAGUCAGCAUUUUAAAUAGCUGAUUAAGCCCUUUAUUAAUGCUGUGUUGGUUGUAGCGCUGUAUAAAUUGGAUAGCCCUCCUAGUAGGCCCAUCUUCCUCUCAUCAUGCAGAAUUAAGAACAAAUAUUAGCACUGCUGCAUAUUGACAUGGAGUAUUAAUUGGGACUAUAUAUAGGCUGUUCAAAGAUGUCAAACAAGCUUCUGAUACCUCAGCUGAAAACUUAUUUCUGGCAGAUUAAAUCAGGUCCAUCAGUGUGUUAUUUACAGUAACAAAGCAAAUUAAGUGAAUCUUCCCUAAAAGAUGAAUUGGACUGUUGUGUGUACAGAGAGUUUAAAAAAUGUUUCAAAAUCCAGCUUUUCGAUACGUUCUAGUGUACAGGAUUUUAUGCAGAAAUACGAAACACUGGAUGUAGUGUUUCUGGCAUUGCACUGAAUUAUGUUACACGUGACUUGUUUCGAGUUCUAGUUAAUUCAUGAGUUGGUAUAGAAUAUGCCCUGUUGCUUUUACAUUUAGCAAAAUGUAAAGGUCAGAGAACCAUUUGGCAACACAGGACUCCUAACCAGUUGACCCAGUCCUGUAAUCUUUUUACUCAGGAAUAACUCCCAUUGGACAGAUUGACACAUCUCAUGGAAAAUGACUUCACUGGUGGCCUCAUCCAAAACUGGUGUGCAGGGUUAGGCCAUAAGAAGUGAUAAGUCACAAGCCUUGCACAGAUGCCUUGAAUGGUUCAAGUUUAGCAUUGCCUGGAAAAAGAAUUUUUUCAUACUCUGGUUUUGGUUUUAGAAAAACUAACAAUCAGGAUAUUUUUUUUUAAAGUACCUUAACUCCUAGUACACCACUACUUUUCCUCGUUUCUCUAUUUACUGCACUUGUCUCUGUUGGUGAGUAGUUACACUCAGGGCUUUUUGUAUUAGAUUCCAGUCCCAGCAACCAGUACGUUGGUAGCUUGACUAUUGCUGACUUUCCAACUAUGUAAUUAACUAAUUAAUAACACCUACUUGCACUGGGGACCAUUCCAUCCCAUCCCAGGUAAAGAAACAGGGAAUUGAAACUCAGUAUUUGUCCUCAUGAUUAAUACGUAUAAUUGAGCAUGCCUUUUCCUAGUAAAAAAGAUGGUUUCAAAGAAUCUUCCUAUUCCACUGUCUGUUGUCAGAGAGGGGACUUGAAUUUUCACUGUUACCACAACUUAGUGCAAAUAACAUCCUGUAACAGUAUAUAUGUAGAUACAGAUAGGCUCCAGUUAGGUCUAACACUAACCUGAAAGUAUAUUCUGAUAUACCUUUUACCAUGGUGCUUGUGUAUAGGGUGCUGAAGUAGGCCGUUUCAAUUAGCCUGCACUUGUGCCUUCAAUGUAUACUGUGAAAAGUAAUGGUUCUGGAAAGGGGAAUGUGAAUGGAUCCCUCCAGCUCUUGCUCUUGGUAAUCAGCUACACAUGUUGUAUUCUACCUAUAAUGAUGGUUAUGGUGUAUAUGGUGUCUAGUUAAACACAUAGAUGUGUCAGGCCUGAGCCAGUAUUCUCAUACCUAUACCUUCGGGUGUCUAUACAUAUGCUCCAGGAUGGAGGGGAGAGAGUGCAUUAACUAAAGCUGCUCUGAUAGCUGCUUUAAUUAAAAGUCUUUAAUUUCUGUGUCAUGUGUAUUCAGCAUCCCACUCUUCAA